UCUCCUCUCCUCCAGUGUGUAGCUGGUCAGUCAGCCAGCUAGUCUCCAUGGCAGGGUGGUGUCAGCAGCAGCAGCGUGUGUCCUCAUGGCCGGGUCUGGUUCUCCUCAGACUCACCCUGGCUCUCUACCUCCUCUACCCGUCCUCGAGUGCUCUUCCACGGGAUACACAGGCCAGUGGCUCCCCUGUGGAGGGCCAUAAGGUGGUAAGUGGGAUGUUCUCUCGACCGGUGCUCAGCGUGGGCUACCAUAAGAUAGUGGAGAUACCGGCUGGAGCCACUAACAUCAGGAUCCAGGAGUCUGUCAAGACCAGGAACUACCUGGCGCUGCGGACUCGGAGUGGAGUUUCCAUCAUCAACGGCAACUGGGCGAUCGACCGCCCGGGCCUGAUCGUUGCCGUGGGAACCCGGCUGACAUAUCGGCGACCCAAUGAGAUUCGGUCCAGAACCGGAGAGUCCAUCACCGCACCGGGACCCACCAAGGAGGAGUUACAUCUAUCACUGGAGCUACGCUACAUGACCAUAAUUGAGACUGUUGGCCCCACCUACUCAGGAAGCGAUGAUGUCAACAGUGGAAUGGGCGUGGCCAUCAAUGAUGUCAGCGGUGGGAGAGGCCAUCCCAACCAUGUGCCCUCUGACCCCGUGGUGAACCCUGACCUAUUGGCUCCUUCCUACGGCUGGAUCAGCAGCGGACACACAGCCUGCAGCACCUCCUGUGGUGGGGGUAGACGCCAGGUGCUGUGGGUGUGUGUGGAGACUGAGAGCAAGACCACAGUACCAGGUGACCUCUGUAGCCACGCCCAGCGACCCCAAAACCAGGAAGUGGACUGCAACACACAGCCUUGUCCUGCCUUCUGGGACCUGGGGGAGUGGUCAGAAUGCACUAGAACCUGCGGUCCGGGGUCCCAGCAACGCCAGGUCAUCUGUCGUCAGGCGCUCCGUAACCAUAGCAACAGUACGGCGACGCUGGUCGCCGUGGAGACGGCGCAGUGCGGAGGUCACGACAGGCCGGAGACGACAACGUCCUGUCAGCUAAAGAUCUGCAGCGAGUGGCAGAUACUCUCCGAAUGGAGCCCGUGUUCAGUCCCGUGUGGUGUGGGCCAGAGCAGCAGAGAGGUGGUGUGUGUAGGUAACCAGGGAGACGUGGAGGGGGACGACCAGUGUAACCUGGGGGUGAAACCAGCCCCUCUUCAGAACUGUGACAUGGGACCCUGCGCACGGAACUGGUUCACCUCACCAUGGAGCACACGGUGUUCCACAGAGUGUGGUGAGGGCAGUCGUAGUCGCUCAGCAGUGUGUCUGUUGGACCAUGUGACUAACCUACCAUUGGACGGCUGCGACGGGGCCCGCCCACAGGAAGUAAUGUCAUGCGAUGCAGGGCCAUGUCACCACCGCCUGGAAUGGUACACUGGACCCUGGGGACAGUGUUCGGCGGAAUGCGGAAACGGAACCCAGACCCGGGGCGUGGCCUGUCUACUCCAUGACAACGGUCGUCUGGAGGCUGUGGACCAAUCAAACUGCUCCCACCUGGAUCGACCAAUGAGCUCUCAGAGCUGCCACCUGAAGGUGUGUGGGGUGCAGUGGUACGCCACCGAUUGGAGCACGUGUUCUCGCUCCUGUGACGGAGGUUACCGUGUGCGCGAGGUGUGCUGUCUUGCCGACAACGUGACCCCUAGUGACCUGUGUGACUUCAGUGCGACCCCUGAGAGUCGGGAGGAGUGUAACACCCAGCCCUGUUUACCUGAGACAGUCUCAUCAUGUAGUGACCAGUACUAUAACUGUGUGGUCGUCGUCCAGGCCAGGUUGUGUGUGUACUCCUACUACAGAACAGCCUGCUGUUCAUCUUGCUCCGUCAUCACACACUCCUCAAGAACCACCUCCUCACUACACACACACACUCCUCAAGAACCACUUCCGCAGGCAUUGACUUCCCCAGAUAGAAGUUGGUCUCCCUAGCUGAGAUCACCUGGCUCCUGGAAAACACACCUGAAGGAACCACACCUGAAGGAACCACAUCUGAAGGAACCACACCUGAAGGAAACACA
Molecule: messenger RNA, 2041 nt
Organism: Salmo salar (Atlantic salmon)
Lineage: Eukaryota; Metazoa; Chordata; Actinopteri; Salmoniformes; Salmonidae
Source: RefSeq, a predicted model, not a curated record